Propithecus coquereli (Coquerel's sifaka) is the source of this 555-nucleotide messenger RNA. It is a transcript of the gene TNFRSF13C, whose product is annotated as tumor necrosis factor receptor superfamily, member 13C. Gene Ontology annotation, cellular component: external side of plasma membrane. The coding region runs from base 1 to 555 and encodes 184 amino acids. NCBI's taxonomy places the organism in Eukaryota, Metazoa, Chordata, Mammalia, Primates, Indriidae. The record is from RefSeq and is a predicted model, not a curated record. Gene Ontology annotation, biological process: B cell costimulation; T cell costimulation; tumor necrosis factor-mediated signaling pathway. The transcript is spliced from 3 exons. Gene Ontology annotation, molecular function: signaling receptor activity.
AUGAGGCGAGGGGCCAGGAGGCCGAGGGGCAGGGACGGGCCCCCCCCUACGCCCUGCGACCCGGCCCAGUGCUUCGACCUGCUGGUCCGCCACUGCGUGGCCUGCAAGCUCCUCCGCACGCCCGAGCCGAGACCGGCAGGGGCGAGCAGCGCGGCGCCCGGGACGGCGCUGCAGCCGCAGGAGUCGGUGGGCGCGGGCGCUGGCCCCGAGGCGGCGCUGCCCCUGCCCGGGCUGCUCUUCGGCGCCCCCGCGCUGCUGGGCCUGGUGCUGGCGCUGGCCCUGGCCCUGUUGGGCCUCAUGAGCUGGAGGCGCAGGCGGCUUCGCGGGACGGCCUCCCCGGAGGGCCCAGAUGGAGAACCUGCUGCCCCAGAGCCCCUGGACAGUGUCAUCAUCCUGUCCCCGGGAACCCUCGAUGCCACAGCUCCUGUCUGGCCUCCACCCAGGGAAGAAGACCCAGGCACCACCCCACCCGGCCAUAGCGUACCUGUGCCAGCCACAGAGCUGGGCUCCACUGAACUGGUGACCACCAAGACUGCCGGCCCUGAGCAACAAUAG